UAUUGUUUUAGAGAAUUUAUUCAAUAAAGUCCUCCAUAACCAUGCUUACAAAAAUUUUUAUCUAUUGUGUCAUUUACUGAUGCUUUUAGUUUUUUUUUUUAAUUCACAACCUUGAAAUCAUUGGCAUCAAAAAAUUGAAAGUUCAUGCAUUUUUACCAAUAAACGUUCACUGUCACAUAAUCCAGUGACUGAAGGGUCCGAAAUUCCUGGUAACUAGUUACGAAGCAAAAAAAGGUAUUGAAAUAGAAGCAUAUAUUAUUUAAAGUCUCCAUGCCAAACGAGUUUUACAGUGCACAAAUGGCUGGGGGAUUUGAUCUUGAGGCAUGGACGGCUGGUGACAUGUCGUUUGCAUCAUCAGGUCAUCAACAACGUUCAACGAUCAAUCAAGGAGAUCCAUUUAUUAAUACUUCUGUUUUAACUAAUCAGGGAUCUUCUCAUAAUGCAUCUUCUCAGUCGCAACGUGAAGGUGAUUGGAUAUGUUUAAGUUGUUCCACGGUUAAUUUCGCCAAACGAACACGGUGUAAUAAAUGUGGAGCAAUCAAAAACAAACGAGCUCUGGAUUCUACUCUGACUAAAGGUGACAGCGAUAUUCCGGGAAAGAACUCAGGUUUGUUCAAACGUGGGGAUUGGCAUUGUAAUCACUGCGGCAAUAUAAAUUGGGCUAGGCGAGACAAGUGUAAUGUCUGUAAUGCUAUGAAGCCUUCCUACACCCAAUCACCGCGAACAGGGAGGGCUGGAGGUCAUUACGAUCUUCAAGACCCACACGAUAAGCAGCAACAUUUGUCAGAUGAAGAAUCAUUUGACGAAUUCGGGAGACGAAAAAAAAAAAAAAAAAAAGCAAUAACAAAUGAAAAAAUAACAAAUAUAAAAGAAACUUCUUCUUUACCUUCAACUAGCAUGCUUUCAGGAAAUCCUGAAGAGGAUGAGCCCCCUCUAAAAUUAUGCUUUCCGCCCCCUCCUCUUUGUUAUCUUAAUGGUCGCACCGCAAGCAUGUCGUCAGUGUCUUCCAGAUCCUGUGAUUAUACAGACGUUGACGUAUCAGAAGAUGAUAAAAGUCAUUCAUAGUUUUAUUACACAAUUCCUUUAUACGCAGUAUAUACAUCCAACUUUUUGCAGUUUCCUUCUCUAAACAGCAAAUUUCCUGUUUUUUUUUGUUUAACGUUUUAUCGUUUACUUAUGGAGUCGUUUUUCUAUGAAUUCAUACAUUUUCGGAUUUAAUUUUUUGAUAAAUCCCAAUCAAGCUGUCAAUUUAGAAA
This is a messenger RNA of Hylaeus volcanicus, 1256 nucleotides long. Its product is annotated as zinc finger Ran-binding domain-containing protein 2-like. Lineage: Eukaryota; Metazoa; Arthropoda; Insecta; Hymenoptera; Colletidae. The transcript is spliced from 7 exons. The coding region runs from base 271 to 1065 and encodes 264 amino acids. The record is from RefSeq and is a predicted model, not a curated record.